CUGCCCACAACCACCACCACCACCACUACUUCUGAGAUCACAUUUCAGUCUUCCGCGUUUGUUACCGUCUUUUUCCCCCGAUUUCGGAGGAUCCAUUCUUCGUUGAGUUUUGGCUUGAAGAAGAAGAUGGGAAGUUUAGCAGCCGUGUUGACGCACCCGGAUGAUAUCUAUCCGCUUGUGAAGCUGAAGAUAGCAGCCAGGAAUGCGGAGAAGCAGAUUCCAUCGGAGCCUCAUUGGGGUUUUUGCUACACCAUGCUACACAAGGUCUCCCGCAGUUUCGCUCUCGUUAUUCAGCAGCUAGGUCCUGAGCUUCGCAAUGCUGUUUGCAUCUUCUAUUUGGUUCUUAGAGCCCUCGAUACUGUUGAGGACGAUACAAGCAUUCCUUCUGAUACCAAAGUACCUAUUCUGAAAGCUUUCCACCAGCAUAUAUAUGAUCGUGACUGGCAUUUCUCAUGUGGUACAAAGCACUACAAAGUUCUAAUGGACCAAUUUCAUCUUGUGUCAACUGCUUUUUCGGAACUUGGAAGAAGUUAUCAAGAGGCAAUUGAAGAUAUCACCAAAAGAAUGGGUGCAGGCAUGGCAAAAUUUAUAUUGAAGGAGGUCGAAACAGUUGACGACUAUGAUGAAUAUUGUCACUAUGUAGCAGGACUUGUUGGAUUAGGAUUAUCCAAGCUUUUCUAUGCAUCCAGGUUGGAAGAUUUGGCUCCUGAUUCCCUCUCUAAUUCCAUGGGUUUAUUUCUUCAGAAAACAAAUAUUAUUCGAGACUAUCUGGAAGAUAUAAAUGAGAUUCCAAAGUCACGCAUGUUCUGGCCUCGUCAGAUUUGGAGUAAAUAUGCGAACAAACUUGAGGACUUGAAAUAUAAGGAGAACUCAAAGAAAGCAGUUCAGUGCUUGAAUGACAUGGUCACAAAUGCAUUAAUACAUGUGGAAGAUUGCCUGAAGUAUAUGUCCUCUUUGCGAGAUCCUGCUAUAUUCCGAUUCUGUGCUAUCCCUCAGAUCAUGGCAAUUGGAACACUUGCUUUAUGCUACAACAACGUCGAAGUGUUCAGAGGAGUGGUGAAAAUUAGACGCGGUCUUACUGCUAAAGUUAUUGACCGAACAAAAACAAUUUCUGAUGUCUAUGGUGCUUUCUUUGAUUUUUCUUGCAUGCUGAAGUCCAAGGUGGACAAGAAUGAUCCUAACGCCACCAAAACUUGGAAUCGGAUGGAAGCAAUACAGAAGGCAUGCAAAGAAUCUGGAUUGCUGAACAAAAGGAGAUCUUACAUGGUGGAAAGCCAUCCAAGAUACAACUCUGCUUUGAUCAUGGCAAUCUUCAUUCUACUGGCAAUAUUUCUCGCCUUUUCUGCCAAGCGACCAACUCAUAUGGAUUAGAACUCUUUUUUGUAGGAAUGGCUUGCUCUGGUGUUCCUGUCAACAUUGUUGAGCAGGCUGUACAACUGGAUCUAUAUUGAUCAGUGAUCACUCGUGUGAUAUUGCUUUGUGCUCCACAUUUAUUAUGGGGGAAAAACCAAGAAGAGAAGAGGGUUUUUUU
Molecule: messenger RNA, 1531 nt
Organism: Telopea speciosissima
Lineage: Eukaryota; Viridiplantae; Streptophyta; Magnoliopsida; Proteales; Proteaceae
Product: squalene synthase 1-like
Exons: 14
Coding region: 127-1371 (414 amino acids)
Biological process (GO): farnesyl diphosphate metabolic process; lipid biosynthetic process
Cellular component (GO): endoplasmic reticulum membrane
Molecular function (GO): squalene synthase [NAD(P)H] activity
Source: RefSeq, a predicted model, not a curated record